This is a messenger RNA of Lactuca sativa (garden lettuce), 525 nucleotides long. The record is from RefSeq and is a predicted model, not a curated record. Lineage: Eukaryota; Viridiplantae; Streptophyta; Magnoliopsida; Asterales; Asteraceae.
AUGGAUUUAAGCAUGAAGUUGAUGCCUAAUAGAGGCAUAUCAGUUUCACAACUGGAGUACUCGCAAGCUAUUGGCUCUUUGAUGUAUGCUAUGACUACAACUUGUCCUGAUAUAGCUUUUGAAGUGGGAAGAUUGAGUAGAUUUACUCAUAAUCCUAGUAAUCAGCAUUGGCAAGCGGUUCAUCGUGUUUUCAAGUAUUCGAAAGGAACCAAGGAUUAUUGUUUGUGUUAUUCAAGAUUUCCUUCGGUCUUGGAAGGAUAUUCUGGUGCGAGUUGGAUAUCAAAUAGAGAAGAUCAUUCCUCUACAACUGGUUGGGUAUUCUUGCUUGGUGGAGGUGCUAUCUCAUGGGCAUCUAAAAAGCAAUCUUGUAUAGCAAGUUCAACAAUGGAAUCUGAUUUUAUUGCAUUGGUUGCUGCAAGCAAGGAAGCUGAAUGGUUAAAGAAUUUUAUUUAUGAGAGUCCAUUCCAUUGUGGAGGAAACCGAUUUCGCCAUUAUCUAUCCGCUGUGAUAGUGUUUCUACUUUGA